This is a messenger RNA of Harpegnathos saltator (Jerdon's jumping ant), 1437 nucleotides long. RefSeq lists its product as uncharacterized. The transcript has 4 exons. Gene Ontology annotation, biological process: response to reactive oxygen species; lipid metabolic process. NCBI's taxonomy places the organism in Eukaryota, Metazoa, Arthropoda, Insecta, Hymenoptera, Formicidae. Gene Ontology annotation, cellular component: cytoplasm. The record is from RefSeq and is a predicted model, not a curated record. Gene Ontology annotation, molecular function: pigment binding. The coding region runs from base 54 to 1145 and encodes 363 amino acids.
CUGGUGGUCGCCAAUCGAGCUUGCCAAGAGAUUCGUAGGCGCAUCAUUGACCAAUGACCACCGUCUGCACGGCCAGGCUCUCGGGCCACGGAGAGUACCGUAAGAGUACCAACACGUGGGCAACACAGAGGGGGUAUGAGACCGUUCGGUCAACGCUCCUGCUUAAUGUAUAUAAGAUCGGAGCCUCGGCGGAUACCCAAGGCAGAUCGUCAUCAGACAUGUUCGCGAAGGUCGUCCUAGCACUCUCGCUCCUGGCCUGCGCCAGCGCGCAGAUCCCGAAUUUGGGAUUCUGUCCGGAAUACGUGCCUAUGGCGAACUUCGACUUGAAGAGGUUCAUGGGUGUCUGGUACGAGUCCGAGAGAUACUUCCAGCUCAGCGAAGUGGUGUCACGAUGCGUCAUGACGAAUUACACCAGAGGCGCCGACGGGAAGUACCGCGUGAGCAAUCAGGUUACGAAUCGUUUCACCGGCAUCAAGAGGAUACUGGAGGGUGAAAUUAAGCCGGCAGCCUCGAAAGCCGAGGAGGGUAAACUCCUGGUUAGGUACACAAUUCCGCUGGCCCCCGAGACCAAGUACUCGGUGCUCGAGACGGACUACGACUCGUACGCCGUUUUGUGGAGCUGUCAGGGUAUCGGCCCGGUUCACGCGCAGAACGCGUGGGUCAUGACGAGGCAGCGGAUACCGCCUGGCGAGGUGCUGCAAAAGGCCUACGGCGUCCUCGACAAGUACAAGAUCUCGAAGACCUUCUUCGUGAAGACCGACCAGGCCGACUGCGCGUACCUGGACACGCCGGCUACGGAGAAGCCGCCGAAGAAGAAGCCGGAACAGACGAGUGAGGAGAGCGGUGACGCCAGGUCGGCCGUCGCCCUGGGCGCCGUGGACGAUGAGGUAAACCUCCUGGGGAAGGCCGACGUCUCGGAGGAUAAGGCGGCGCCCUCGACCUCCGACAUCCCGAAGAUAAUCGCGGAAGCCGCGAAGCCGCUCGCCAUUCCCGAGCGGAUCCUCAAGAUAGCCGAGGCGAUCAAGGAGGAGAGCGCUGACGCCGGCGACAAAAUGAUCAUCGUCGAGGUGAAGGAGGAGAAAGCCGCGGAGAGCGCGCAGGACGAGCGGAGCGAGCGCGCGCAGGAGACGGAAAAGACUGCCUAGAAACGUCGUUCGCUGGAACGCGUGGUCUGCUAGUUCACUGCUGGCGGGGCAUGUCCAUGGGGGUUAUCGACGUCCUGGGCUCGUAGCGGUCUCCUCAUCCGGAGCACCAGCCUCGCCUGGGUGCCACAAAGGCACUGUGUGCGACGCUCCAUAGGCACGCCGUCGCUCGGCACGCGAGCCGAGGUCGCCGAGGCGCUUUGUUACAUAGGCUUACGUAAUGUAAAAAGAAAACGAUGUAAAAAGGACGAAUGUAAAAAAAAGACAAAGACAAAUAAAUUGUUAUAAAAAAGCG